Thermothelomyces thermophilus ATCC 42464 is the source of this 976-nucleotide messenger RNA. RefSeq lists its product as uncharacterized. Gene Ontology annotation, cellular component: post-mRNA release spliceosomal complex; Prp19 complex; catalytic step 2 spliceosome. The coding region runs from base 198 to 935 and encodes 245 amino acids. The record is from RefSeq and is a predicted model, not a curated record. Gene Ontology annotation, biological process: mRNA 3'-splice site recognition; generation of catalytic spliceosome for second transesterification step. The transcript is spliced from 2 exons. NCBI's taxonomy places the organism in Eukaryota, Fungi, Ascomycota, Sordariomycetes, Sordariales, Chaetomiaceae.
CUUUGGAGAAGCCAUAGCUUCCCUUUGGCACGAUUUCCAUAUCAGGACCAACAACCUUCGUCAUCACCCUCAGCCCUCACGCGCAGAGCACCGCCUAACCUCCAAGCUACUCGCGCACGCCGCCCUACCUCUGAGGAUAACCACCACCCCGGGGACUUACUUGUGUGUGUUGUCGUCCACCGACAUACCCAGUCAAAAUGGCGCGCAACUCGGAAAAGGCCCAGUCGAUGCUCUUCCGCUUCCGCGAGGCGCAGGCGGCGGACCUGGGCAUCAUCGACGCGGGGCGGACGCGGCGGCCGCGGAACAUCACGGAGCAGGACAGCAUCCCGGCGUGCGAGAAGUGGCGGGGACAGGUGCUCAAGGAGAUUUCGCGCAAGGUGUCGCGCAUCCAGGACCCGGCGCUGUCCGACUACCAGAUCCGCGACCUCAACGACGAGAUCAACAAGCUGAUGCGCGAGAAGCACAUGUGGGAGGUGCAGAUCCGCAACCUGGGCGGGCCCAACUACAUGCGCGCCGGCGGCAAGGUCUACGACGAGGCCGGCCGCGAGAUCCCGGGCGGGGGCAAGGGGUACCGCUACUUCGGCCGCGCCCGCGACCUCCCCGGCGUCAAGGAGCUCUUCGAGGCCGCCGCCAAGGCCCGCCAGGAGGAGGAGAAGCCGCUCGAGGAGCGCGCCGACCUCCGCCGCCAGGUCGACGCCGCCUACUACGCCUACGCCCCCGGCGAGGAGGACGACGAGCUGCUCGCCUACGAGCGCGCCAGGGAGAAGAUGGCCUUCGACGCGCUGGCCAAGGCUGGCCCGGCCGAGACGCCGCCCGGGUGGGAGCCGUUGCCGGGGGAUACGGGAGACGGGAGAGUGUGGGAAUUGCCUACGUUGGAUGAGGUCCAGCAGGAACUGAUCGAGAGGAGGAGGAGGAGGCUGCUCGACCAGUUAUAGCCCCCCCGGGUGCUGCUGUCAGUCUUCCCGUUCGAGCACAC